GGGGAAGACAGACCAGGGCGCGGGCUGGGACAACCACCGCGACAGCCGCCAGGACAGCAGUGAAGGCGCACGCGAGCGAGGGGUCCCAGGCAGGCCUAGCGGGCCGUGAGCGGGUCUGCAGGCCAGAGGGCACCUUGUGCAAACAUGUCUGGGGAUGCCUUGUCCAACAAAGCCCUGAAGGUCAAGCGCGAGCUGAGCGAGAACACGCCGCACCUGUCAGACGAGGCGCUGAUGGGGCUGUCGGUGCGCGAGCUGAACCGGAACCUGCGCGGGCUCUCGGCGGAGGAGGUCACGCGGCUCAAGCAGCGGCGCCGCACGCUCAAGAACCGCGGCUACGCGGCCAGCUGCCGCGUGAAGCGCGUGUGCCAGAAGGAGGAGCUGCAGAAGCAGAAGUCGGAGCUGGAGCGCGAGGUGGACAAGCUGGCGCGCGAGAACGCCGCCAUGCGCCUGGAGCUCGACGCGCUGCGCGGCAAGUGCGAGGCGCUGCAGGGCUUCGCGCGCUCCGUGGCCGCCGCCCGUGGGCCUGCUGCGCUCGUGGCGCCCGCUAGCGUCAUCACCAUCGUUAAGUCCGCGCCUGGUCCUGGGUCUGGCUCCGCCCCCAGCCCGGACCCGGCCCCCGCCGGCUGCUCCUAG
Molecule: messenger RNA, 633 nt
Organism: Castor canadensis (American beaver)
Lineage: Eukaryota; Metazoa; Chordata; Mammalia; Rodentia; Castoridae
Gene: Maff
Product: MAF bZIP transcription factor F
Biological process (GO): regulation of epidermal cell differentiation; regulation of transcription by RNA polymerase II
Cellular component (GO): nucleus
Molecular function (GO): DNA-binding transcription factor activity, RNA polymerase II-specific; RNA polymerase II cis-regulatory region sequence-specific DNA binding
Source: RefSeq, a predicted model, not a curated record